Messenger RNA from Malaclemys terrapin pileata, 7019 nucleotides. It is a transcript of the gene HEPACAM, whose product is annotated as hepatic and glial cell adhesion molecule. The record is from RefSeq and is a predicted model, not a curated record. Lineage: Eukaryota; Metazoa; Chordata; Testudines; Emydidae. The coding region runs from base 485 to 1729 and encodes 414 amino acids. The transcript is spliced from 8 exons.
AGGCUCUGGCUAGGAGGCGCUUAUCUCAGGCAGCUCGCAGAAGCGGCGGCAUGUCUGGCGGCAGCUCACAGGCAACCAGGCUCUGCACGUUGCCCCUGCGUGCAAGCACUGCCCCCAUAGUUCCCCAUUCCUGGCCAAUGGGAGCUGCAGAGUCGGGGUGGGGGCGGUGCACAGAGAUGCCCUGGCCACACCUCCUCCUCAGCCCCGCUGCGCCUUCAGACUUUUAGCACCCUAAAACCUCCCGGAUUGGCUUCAGUAGUCUCCGGGAGAUCAAGCCCAAUUCCAGGAGACUCCCAGCCAAAUCGGGAGGGCUGGCAACUCUAGCGGUCCUUGGGCCACCUGUCGGAGCGGGAGCCAACCAUGCUGGUGAGGAGUUGGCAGGGCUGAGCGGUGGCAGACCAACUCCAAGCGGUACUGAGGGACGUGCCUGGAGUGGACAAAUCAUGCCAAUUGUCUGCGAGAGGGACCUAAAGCUAAACCCAAAAUGAAGAGAGAAAGGGAAGCCUUGUCCAGAGUCCCUAGUGCUCCAGGUUUCGUGCACUUAGUGUGCCUUCUUCUAAUCCACCCAGGUCUACUGGAAGGCGUCAAUAUCACCAGCCCAGUUCUCCUCAUCCAUGGCACAGUUGGCAAACCUGCCCUGCUCUCAGUGAGGUACACCAGCACCAGCAGUGAUAAACCUGUGGUCAAAUGGCAGCUGAAGCGAGACAAGCCUACCACAGUGGUACAGUCCAUCGGCACCGAGAUCAUUGGCAACCUGCGCCCUGAUUACAAGGACCGGAUUAAAAUACUUGAGAAUGGCUCCCUGCUGAUCAGUCACCUGCAGCUGUCAGACGAGGGCACCUAUGAGGUGGAGAUCUCCAUCACAGAUGACACCUUUACCGGGGAGAAGAACAUUAACCUUACCGUGGACAUUCCAAUUUCAAAGCCUCAUGUUGUCCUUGCAUCAUCCACCGUGCUGGAGCUAAGUGAGUAUUUCACCCUGAACUGCUCCCAUGAGAAUGGCACAAAGCCCACCUACACCUGGAUGAAGGACGGCAAGCCCCUCAGCAACGACUCACGGCUGCUUCUCUCCCACGAUCAGAAGGUGCUCACCAUCACAAGAGUCCUCAUGUCUGAUGAUGACAUUUACAGCUGUCUGGUAGAAAACCCCAUUAGUAGCGGGCGCAGCGUCCCGAUAAAGCUGACGGUGUAUAGAAGGAGUUCCCUCUACAUAAUCCUCUCCACUGGGGGCAUUUUCCUCCUUGUCACCUUGGUGACGGUCUGUGCCUGCUGGAAACCCUCCAAAAAAGACAAACAGAAGCUGGACAAGCAAAGCUCCUUCGAAUACAUGGAUCAGAAUGAAGAGCAUUUAAAGCACGAAGUUGAGAUUGUCCCCCGCAGCGGAGAACAUGAACGCAGGAAUCCAGUCGCUCUCUACAUCUUAAAGGACAAGGAUUCUCCGGAGGCGGACGAGGAUUCCCCUCCGGAUGCCAGAACCGCAGCCGAGCAAGGACCGCCCAGCUACUCCAGCUCUCCUCCUGGCAGAUCCCCAGGUCCCCCUGUUCGAUCGGCUCGCAGAUAUCACCGCUCCCCAGCCCGAUCUCCAGCCUCCUCCAGAACACACAAAUCCCCGCCCAGGUCCCCAGGCUCUCCGGUGCGCUCCCGGAGCGCUACACGCAUGCUGCGGACUGCUGGCGUUCAUAUCAUCCGGGAGCAGGAGGAGGCCAACUCUGUCGAAAUCAAAGCCUGAGGGCCUCCAGCUCAUGUGAACAGGAAGCUCCCGCUGCCUAGGAAUGUGUCUCUAGCAGGUGGCAGUGCGUUGGUUUCAGGCGUGUGUAUGGCCGCGUGUUCCGGGUGGUGAAUGGGGCCCAGGUACUGCCUGUAGAUAAAGGGGAAUCGCGUUGCUCCGCUGGCUGGAUGAGCCCAGUUUAAAAUUUACUGUAACCUCAAUGUUUAAGCUUCAGCGAGUUUAAAGACACUAAUUUGCUAUUUAACACUCUAGAGCAAUCCCAGGCAGCUCACUAAGGUUUGGCUUUCUGGGGUGUCAAACUAAUUCCCUCACACUUGAGAUCUGUCCCUACGCAGCUCUACGUGUGUAUGCGUGUGCGUGAGAACCUGUGUGUGUGUGUGUGUGUGCAGCUUAGCAUGAGUAUGAGCAGGCCUGCUUCCGAGUGUGACUGUCUGCCUGAAUGUGCCUCUCGGUGUGACAUUAUGUGAGCCUGUGGGCAAGUACAUUUGCACGUGAGCUUGCACACACGCCCCUGUGGGCUGAUGUCGGCGUGGAGCGUGUCUGUGGGCACACACGUGUGGCCGUGUCUCUGUGUGUGGGGGGGGCUGUCUGCAUGUGCUGAUCAUUGGCCGGGGCUCGCAGACAUUCACAAAGCAUUGCGGUGCUGGUUUCGGAGCUGUGGGAAGGGAGCGGAGGCCUAGGACUGUCAGGACGCUGCUUGGUGAGUCGUUGCUCAUUUACAGAGCUUGCUGCGGGGCUGGAAGGCCCGGUAGAGUCAGCACGUUGCUGAAGCUAGUCCAUGCUUGUGCCGGAGUUUGGCUUGAUGGCUGUGUUCAAUGGAGCCACCCGGUCGCCGAAUGCCGGGGGUUGGGCUGUGCCACUUUCCCCUCAAGGCAAACACAGGAUGUGGACGUUAGGGUAGAUCACAUUCCAGACCAGGCCUUUGCACAGGGGCUUAGUCCAGAAAAGGACACGACCCCCCUCCAAGGAGCCGGUCAGUGACGUCUGCGCUCCCCCUUAUCUGCUUUUCUGCAUCCGAGUCACAGCAAGCUGGAUUUAAACAUGCCCCAAAUGAGCAGGACUCCAGAGACUCCUCUGGUGUGUGAGUGUGCCCCUCCAGCAGGCUGCGUGUGCACACGCACAGGCCGCUGACAAGAGCCGUCCCAGAAUUAAGCAUGCGCCGUCCUUCCAUGUGGCAGCAGCCUUCAGCAGGCAGAACGAAAGGCCACUGGGUGGAGCUGACAGCCACAAAGAAGCUCACUGUGGGUCCCUAAUCAUUACAGGGGACCCCAGCCACAGUGUACUUUAAAGCAGCCUCAGAUCUAAAUUUGCUGGCUGGCUGUGGCCCCAAGGGGGCACACACUAGCUGAGAAUAGCGAGCGCAGUAUGCCCAGGGCUGCACAAGGGCCGGCGUAGGAGCUGGCUGUUCCAGUUGGGACCCCUCCCCGCACCUAUGCCAAGGGGACUCCUGCAGCUUUCCAGCCCUUUGCCCCACCAGACAGCGCAGAGGGCCCAAAACAGCUGCAUGAAGUCACUGCUUCAGCGAGCGCAGAUGUGAGUCCUGGCCCCACCAGGCCCCCAGCCUCAUCCCCUCUUUGCUUGGGCCAGCAGAGCCAGUCAGCUUUGCCAUCCCAGAAGGAGCUGCCCUCCACGGCACUGCCCCUUGGUGAAGCUACAGGUGCAGGCUGGCGUGUGACACCCUGCUGCCUGCAGGGUCAGCUCCACUGACUUCCUAUAGGGCAGCCCCCAGGCGGGGGGCGGGCGGAUGGGGGCCUUUCGAGGUCCCGGACUGGAACUCCAGGUCACUAGCACAGCUUGGGGUAUGUUCUCUUGCUGUGAAAUAGCUUUAUGUCCCGUCUCUGACAUAGAGCUGCAUGUUUCCUCACAGUCUGCUUGCUUCUAGCACGCUGGGCCUUGGGAUUUGCCUGACAGGUGUCUAGUUAGCCCGACUGCUGUCUUCCCUUCCCCCGCCAGCUCUGCCAUGUCUUUAUUUUCUGUAAAAUUGCCUGUUCUUUACACGGACGUUCAGACGUGACACUGGUGCAUAUUCAUGUUUGACAUCUCUGGGGACGGUAGCUAGGAGAAGUGCGGCCCAACCCCCAGCAAUGUGUGAGGAGAGAAGCUGCCAUCUAGCCAGGAGGGGUCAGGGCCCCACGUCCUCUUCACACCCACGAGCUUGUACUGCCUCCUUGUAAGAGCAGACACUGUUGACUAAUAAACUAAACCUACUACCCUCCAGCCUGGCUGCUUUGCUCCAUUCAUCUGCCAUCUGCACUGGAGGACUAUCAGCACUGGAGUGAUUUAACCUGCAUCCUCUCUGCAACGCGGGCAGGUCACCAGCCCUAGGGAGAACGGUGCCAGACUCCAGCCCACCUCCCAGCCAGGCUAGCUGCCCUGGGCUCAAAGCACCCCCACACUCAGGGAGGGAAUGGGGUGGAGCUUGGGGAGAGCCAGGCUAACUGCAGUGAAGACAGACCUUGCGGGAGGAGCUGUCACCUCUGAGCCUAGGACGUCCGGGCGGAUCCUCAGCCCACAGACCUGGACAACUAGCCAGGAGUGCUGAGCCCCGGGCAGAUUUCCUGGGACAACUCCCUCCAAAGAGGGGGUGAUCCUGGGAAAACCUGGUCAGGUGGCAACCCCGGUGGGGGGGACAUUGAGCCCCCCCUGCAAUUAAAGAGUGUGAGGGGAAGGAGGGGGCAAAGUCCAUCCUGUGUGCCAUACCCCAGCCCAAAGCACAGGGCAGCAGAGCCUGAACACCGCCGGGUCGACUCCACCCCACGGGCCUCAGGGCAGAUCCAAGGGGCCCGUGGUCAGUGUCUGAGCCCCUGGGGCCCCAUCACCUUGGCAGGCUGUUGCCAAGGGAGCAAGUGAUGCCCAGGGGGCAGAGGAGUGCAGACAUCUGCGGGAGCUGGGCCAAGACCAAGUAACAGCAGAACCCCCCCCAAAAUCCCAUUUAGUCCCAACCCCUGGGCUGGGGUCAUGUGAUGGCUCUGCCACCCCCCAGGCCUCCCAGUGGCUCUGCCCCCUCUCCCUUGAGCCCCACAAACCCAGCUAUGCAGCCAGCAGCACCGAGCUGCCUGUAUGUAUGUGCCUGCAGCGGGCCACCAGGCCUUGUGCCCGCUGCAUUCCUUUCUGACAGAAGAGGGCAUCCAGGAGACCCUUCAUUUUUUACCUUAGAAACCCAGGGCCUGUCAAGGCUGGAAACUGUGAGGGGAGCAGAGACCCGACACUGCAGGAGGGAAGUGAGCACAAGCAGCAGCAUUGGUGGGGGACGGUCACCAGGCCACGAAAUCCCUGGGGCCCAUUUGCUGGUACCAGGCGUUUAACGCCAAUAACUCAUUAAUGCUUCAGUUAAAGGAACCCUGUGCCAGAGCUCCAGCACCCCUCUCCUCCCAGUAGCAGCCUCUGAGACACCAGGGAGCCAGGCCAGGCCUGACGUGACUGGAGCUGUGCACAAAACUGGGCUUCCAGUUUGCUGGGCAGAGUGAAACAUUUGGGGCGGGGGGGGAUUUGUUUCAGGUUGGCUCGAAAUGAAAUUUUUUUCAGUGGACUGAACUAGUUGAAAAAAAUCGAAUUUCUGGUUGAAUGAAACAUUUUGCUCAGCCUGAAACAAAGCGCUUCGGCGCUAAGGUUUUUAAUCUUUUUCAAACAUAGUCACAUAUCACAACAGAAAGUUGUGAUUUUUUUCCAGAAUUUUUAUUUUGGGUUUUCGGGGUUUUUUUUCAUUUUGUUUAUUAGGCAAAUUCAACCCAGAUUUGUGAAAUGUUUCCACCAACCCAAAUCUGUGUUUUUGGUGAAAAAAAGCCUGGGCCGAAAGAUUUCGCCCAGCUCUGAUGGUUAAUUCUAAGUCUAUACUUGGGGAGGAGGGCGGGGGAUUGAUCUAAGAUACGCAACUUCAGCUAUGAGAAUAGCGUCACUGAGUCGACGUAUCUUAGAUCGACUUAGAAUCACUUACUCCGCGUCCUCGCAGCACGGGAUCAACGGCCGCCGCUCCCCCAUCGACUCCGCUUCCGCCUUUCGCCGAGCUGGAAUACAGCAGUCGACGGGAGAGCAAUCGGGGAUCGAUUUAUCGCGUCUACACUACACGUGAUAAAUUGAUCCCCGAUAGAUUGAUCGCUACCCGCCAAUCCGGCGGGUAGUGUAGACGUACCGUAAGGCUGGCUCCGGGCAGAACAGUCCUCCGCCAGCUUUGUCAUGCCGAAGCCAAACAAUAGCCCCAGUGCCACGUGAGCAAGCAAUGGGGAAUCGCUCAUCUGAGAGCCUGUGCCACUGUAGAGCGCGCCUCGGGACGGAAUGCACCGUACAGCACACAGAGAACGUGGUCUUUGCUGUAACUGGGUGUGGCAUGAACCAAGUCUCUGUGCUUCCUUGCCUGCCUCACAGGACUGGCCAACUCAUGACCCCAGGGCUGGUGCCUGAAGGAUGAGCUGAUCCAGAAUUUGGGGAAGCCGUUUAUAGAGCUGUUUGUUCAACACACUGAAGAGAAAGAGGCACGAACCCCGCCAGAAGGAGAGCCAUGGCCCUCCUUCAGGAACAGCGCCUGGCGUCUGUACUAGCCAGGGCCUGGUGCUCACCCCGUCACUCCCGUCACUGGUGUUGAGCAUGCAGGGGGUGGUUGGAUCCAGCCAUAGGUGAGCUGUGGUGCAAACGCUUGUUUGCUGGUUGGUGGGCCCUUUCUGGCCCUUUCCCAGUCAUAGAGAUGGCUGCAAAGUGGAAUCGCUUUGGGCUCAGUGUGCGGUUAGAAUCGUUAGGGCAAUUGGACUGUUUGAGGCUCCACUCCGCUGGACGAGUGCAGCUCCUGGAAUGGCCCUCUCCAGAUCCUAACCAGCACUCAGAUACUGAGCACACAGUCACUGCGGAAAUGCUGAAGGCAGAUGCAGAUUCCUAGGGUAAAUCAGACAGAAAAAACUGGGUUUGCAGUAAAAGUCUGAGGCCGACUUCUCCCAUCAUAGAGGAGAAGUAAAAGUCACACUAGUCCUCCUUUGGGCCAUGGGAGGAGCAGAGGGGAUUCCUGCUGGAGAGGUGCUGUACAAUCACACGUCUCUUUCAGCUGGAUUGUGGCCUGCCACAUUGGACUGAGGGAUGGACCUGCCUGCCUCUCCCCAUGUCGUCAGCUCCGCUCUCCAUGGCAAUGUACGUGUCACUCCUCCUUGCACUUUCCUCAUUAUGAGACCAACUUCGCUAUAGCGGGGAAACAGGCCCCUUUCUGUGUUUCCUAGUUUCUGUUCCCAGCUGUACUUGAUGUAGAAAGCGUACAAUAUAUUGUAAAGGGAGACCCAGCAAUUAAAAAGCCUAAAGGAAAUGCACAGGA